GAAAUUGAUUAGCAUGAACAAACACUGCAUUACACCUCUGAGAUUUCCAAUUUCAUCUCCAACAGCUACACAAAUAUCGGGAGCAUCAUUCAUGUUUUAUUACCCCAAAACACACACACAUACACACACACGAUUAAUCUGAUGCCGCCAACCUAGAAAGAGGAGAUAAUAACCCUCUUAAAUCAUCGGAAUUUGUUUUGGUUUUGAAGAUGAAUUUGGGGAUUAAAAUCGAAAGAGGAGAUGUGUUUGUGGCUUUGGCUGCGAUUUGGUUGUUAGUGACGCGGGUCGAAUCGAUCCGAUUCGAUCUGGAAACGGGUCACACCAAAUGCAUAGCGGAAGAUAUCAAGACCAAUUCAAUGACCGUCGGAAAAUACCAAGUCGUCAACUAUAAUGAAGGCUUGCCUUUGCCAGAUUCCCAUAAAAUCACUAUUCGGGUUACCUCAGCAUACGGGAACAACUAUCACUACGCAGAAAAUGUGGUUUGGGGGCAUUUUGCGUUUCAGGCGACGGAUGGCGGUGAUUACAUGGCGUGCUUCUUCGCUGCUGAGACGAGACCUUCGACUUUUAUGACCGUAGACUUUGAAUGGAAGUCGGGCGUUGCAGCCAAGGACUGGAGCAAUAUUGCCAAGAAAGGCUCCAUUGCGGCAAUGGAGAUCGAGCUGCAGAGAAUGUACGAUACAGUCCAAUCCAUUCACGACGAGAUAUAUUAUCUACGCGAAAGGGAAAGAGAAAUGCAGCAGCUAAAUAUAUCUACCAACUCCAAAAUGGCUUGGUUGAGUUUUCUGUCUCUUCUUGUUUCCUUAUCUGUCACAGGGCUGCAGCUCUGGCAUUUGAAGUCAUUCUUCCAAAAGAAGAAGCUUAUUUAAACUCAUUCUUGCUGCACAAUUUUGUCGAGCAAGAAACGCGUUUGUAUUCCGACAGUUUAGCACAGAAGGGAUGGUAUGUUUUUGAACUUGCAACAUUCAUCUUUAGAGACAAGGAACCUAGCUUAGACUUAGAGAAGCAGUGUCAUAAUCUUCUACUAGCAAAAAACAUAAUCUGAUAGUAGCAAACAUUUUUUUC
Messenger RNA from Salvia miltiorrhiza (redroot sage), 1062 nucleotides. Its product is annotated as transmembrane emp24 domain-containing protein p24delta9-like. Bases 210 to 866 code for a protein of 218 amino acids. The record is from RefSeq and is a predicted model, not a curated record. Gene Ontology annotation, biological process: intracellular protein transport; Golgi organization; endoplasmic reticulum to Golgi vesicle-mediated transport. Lineage: Eukaryota; Viridiplantae; Streptophyta; Magnoliopsida; Lamiales; Lamiaceae. Gene Ontology annotation, cellular component: endoplasmic reticulum; Golgi apparatus; COPII-coated ER to Golgi transport vesicle. The transcript has 4 exons.